AUGUCAACACGCUCUCAGAGAACUGCUGAUAAAAGUCUUACUCAGAAACAUGCAAAAAUUCUUAAGUCGUGUUUAGAACAGCCCGAAAAUAAAUAUUGUGCAGAUUAUCCACGUUGGGCUUCUUGGAAUUUGGGCAUUUUUGUCUGUAUAACUUGUUCUGGUACUCAUCGUUCUAUGGGUACUCAUAUUAGUCGAGUCAAGUCCGUAGACUUAGAUACUUGGACACCUGAACAAGUUGAGAAAAUGGUACUCUGGGGCAAUGCAAAAGCGAACAUUUACUGGGAAGCUAAUUUAACGAAUAAGAGACCCCCAGAAAGUAACAUGGAUAGUUGGAUUCGAAGAAAGUAUGAGUUGAAAAAUUGGGUGAUGUCGAGAGAGAUUCCAGAUCCGAAAAAUUUAGGUGAACCAGAUUUAGGAGAAUCGAAACGAGGAGAUACAUCAGAUAACAAAACAGCCGAUCUUUUAUCAUCAACAUCAUCAACAUCUAAUUUGAUAAAGAAAUCACCAGCUAUAUCGCAACUUCAAGGUGCAGAUUUAUUUUCUAUAGGGUUACCUACGAAAAAUACAAGUUCGGUUCCAUCAAGUCCAACUCAAAAAAAAGAAACGCUCCCAAUGCCUAGAUCAACUACUCCCAAUUCUCUUGGAUCAUCAACUUCAAAUAAUUAUGAACCUACUAGCCAUGAAAAUCUUAAAUCUUCUAUUCUUUCUUUAUAUAAUAUACAACAGAAUUUGAUGCCACAAGGAAGUCAAUAUUUUGCUACUACUCAAACAUUAUCGGGGAAUUCUAUUGAAAAAAAAACUCCUUCAAAGGCUGAUGAUGCUUUUAGUGGUUUGCUUGAUGAUUUUACAAAAUUUAAAUGA
Molecule: messenger RNA, 861 nt
Organism: Funneliformis geosporum
Lineage: Eukaryota; Fungi; Glomeromycota; Glomeromycetes; Glomerales; Glomeraceae
Source: the annotation of a GenBank genome assembly